Messenger RNA from Priapulus caudatus, 1062 nucleotides. RefSeq names its product zinc finger protein 862-like. The transcript has a single exon. NCBI's taxonomy places the organism in Eukaryota, Metazoa, Priapulida, Priapulimorpha, Priapulimorphida, Priapulidae. The record is from RefSeq and is a predicted model, not a curated record. Bases 1 to 1062 code for a protein of 353 amino acids.
AUGUUGGGGAAGAAAGGAGGAGUGGCUUCUCGGCUGAAAGAGCUCAGUCCAGCCCUACAAGCAGUGCACUGCACUGCCCAUAGGCUUGAGCUGGCAUUCAAAGAUGCAGUCAAGAAUGUCGCUCUCUGCAAUACUGUCAACUCGCUACUGCUCAACUUGUAUCUCUUCUACAAGAACAGCUCCAAGAACAGAAGCUCACUGAAAGAGGCAGCAGAUGCCGUGGGAGUCCCACAGCUAUUCCCAACCAGGGUUGGAGGGACACGGUGGUUACCUCACCUGCAACGUGCUCUGGAGAAUUUCCUGAGGGGAUACCAUGCCAUCACAACUCAACUGCAUCAGCUUCAAGCACAACCAGGAGUAACAACAGAUGCCAGAGCGAAGGCCAAAGGGUACUUGAAGCAGCUGCAACGGAAGGAUGUGGUUCUCUUUGCACACUUUAUGCUGGAUGUUGUGACGGUCCUCUCAAAGGUGUCACUGACAGCACAGCGAUCACAGUCCACUGUCGCUGAUGUGGUUGCAUCUAUAGACAUGUCAUUAACAACCCUCAAGAAAUACAGGAGCAAGAAAUCAUCACCACGUCUGCAAAACUUCGAUGACACUUUCAAUAGUGGGGAAUUUGAGUUGACAGGGAGUGACAACAUUGAAGCAGGACUGGUGCAGUUGGUAGAUGGCCUAGAGAGCUCUUUGCUUGGCAGAUUCGAUGACAUGAAUGAUGAAGUGCUGGCAGCAAUGCAGAUCCUCAGCUUCACAUUCUGGCCACAAGAACAUGAAGCUGAUGAGGACUUUGGGGAUGAAGCAGUGCAGACUCUUCGCCACCACUUUGAAGCAGUGCUGAAGGAUGCUGGGGUAGUCGUCGACGCUCUUGGUGUAGAGUGGGACUUACUCAAGGCAAGAAUGUAUGCCAAGAAGAACAAGAAGGACCAUCCGUGGGCCACCACCAUCCCUGAACUCAAGGAGGAGUUACCCAAUAUCUGCGCACUGAUGGACCUACUGCUGAGUAUUCCAGCCAGCUCAGCAGAAGCAGAGCGCGGGUUCAGCCGCCUUAAGUUGGUGAAGAGCUGA